AUGUCGGUGGUUUCGACUGCGACAACCGGCACCGAAUCCACCAAAAAGGUACAUUUUUGUGGAAAAUUUAAAAAAAAGUCACUUUGAAUAUGGAAAUAAUAUUAAGCUAGUUUGGGUCAUAUGAACACCAGAAUAUUAAAAAAAGCUCCUUAAAGUGAACCGCAGUAAAAAUUUGUCUCAACCGGAAAUUUCACCAAUUUUGGAAAAUACAUUUCUCUGGAAAGAAAGCUCUAAAUUAGAAUCGAUUAUUUCAAACUCAAACUUCAGAUAUAAACAUAUAUAAUCGCAGAGAAAAUAAUCUGAAAGGGUGGCUCGCCUUUUUAAUGACGCACAAGUUAAAUUUUCAGACACCUGAAAAGUUUUGCAACAUUUAGACAUUGGCAAAAGAUCGGAAUAGCCUUCCACCCGCGUGCGUAGUAGUGAAAAUAAGCAGAUGUUUUUUUCAGAAUGAAAUUUGCUUCAAAAAGCCGUAUAAAUGUCUAGAAAAUGUCCUAGACUUUCUCGGUUUUCAUUUCUGUCUCCUUCUACCACUUUGUUUUUCUCGAAAGGUUCUAGCCGAAUGAUUUUAAUUCCUUUUUUUCCCCCUUUUGGAUCAAAUGUUAAAAAUUUUUUAGGAAUAGUUCAAGGUACCAAAAACAUCUUGUUAAAAAAAAACUUGAUAGUUUUGACCCAUGAAGCAGUAAGUUGGCAAUUUAUCAAUGAUCAGGCUUUACAUCUUUUGGAAUUCGAUAUUAGAAAUAGUUAUUGUUUUCAGUUCUAUCGAACUGUUGUGAAAAUUCAAUAGAUAAAACCAAAAGUUGAAAAAAAAGCUUUACCAAAAAGUAUGUUUUUUGCCUUUAUUUUAGAAGUUGACUAGAUGUAGAACUAGAAGACUUUACAGGGUCAAGAAAGUUUCUUGUGGCAAUCAGUAUGUUAUUAUGUAUUUCGAUGGCUCGAAUAUCAAUUUGUUACGAUAAAAAAGAAGAAUGACGUAACCGGCGACGAUCUUCCGUUCUACUUUUCGGCGAAAUGUUUUUGCUUCUUGAACUGUGAAAUCUAGGCUGUGUGCCGUGUGUUGUGUUCAUCUGAUGUGCCCAUUACGACGAAAAGAACUUUCUUCUUUCUUUCAACUGGUGAGAGAAAUCAAGACGAUUGGAUCUCCCUCGAUUUUUGGUAUCUUCACCGGUCAAUCGAGAUCAUUUUUUCAAGAUUUUUUGGCUUGAUGAUUCCUUCUCUAUUACUGUAGUGGCCAUUUUAGAAUUAUUUCCUUAUAACUUUAAGAUCGACUCCCUAGCUUUUUUUUUAGCUGUUUUUUUUAAAAUCAAAUCAAAAGCUUUAUUUUCAAGCAAGUCUCUCGGAAAAUUCCUCAAGAAAUACGGCUUGCAGUUAACAGAAUUCACUGUUUGAAGUAUAGUUCAUUUUAAAAAUCCUUGCACAAAUUUUAAAGGAACAUAGAGAGUUUAUUGAAUUCCCAAGGCGAAAUUUAAUUCUAAUUGUUGUUUGAAUCCGUUCUAAACUUGUACACCUGUGUGCGAAUUUACAAGGAUUUUUAAAAGGUCAAAACUCUUAUAAGAGUAAAAAAGAGCGUGACGUAAAAUAGAAAUGAGAGAAAAAUAGACAUUUUGCUGGAUCGGUUUGGGACAGCUUUAAUUGGUUUGAAAAAAAAAAGCAGCUGCCUGGGCGAUUUUUGUUUGCGAUCUUCUACGUCAGAAGGCGACGACGACGUCAAAUGUUCGUUUCGCGGAAAAAUAAUGAUCGAAAAAAGAGAGAAGAACGAUUUUUGUGACCCUUUUUUCGACGUCUUCAUUCGCCCAACUUUGGUCUCUCACGUGCUUUUACUCUGACACAUUGAUAGAUUGUGGUUGAUUUCGUGGGUAACCUUGUGAAAUUUCAACCUCUAAGCACAAGUUUUCUGAUUUUUAGUUUGGACUAUGCUUUUUUUGUAAGAUCAAACUUUAUCUUGAAGUUGAUACCAUGUUUUUUAUCGAGAUUAAAAUUUAUCCAACUAUUUUUGAGCCUUUUUUUCGAAACCAACGCUGUUAGUUUUGCGGGCUUCUUUUUUUAUAAAAGAUUAAGGAAUCCAUACAAAAAAAUGUUUUUUUGCUAAAUUUUUUUGCAAAUGGAUAUACUUUGAUUUCAUUAAUCCCGGUAAAAGUUUUUAAAUCCGGAUAACUUCGGUGAAAAAUCGCUUCAAUAAUUCUUUUUUCGAACUUUCAUCACUUUUUUCUUUGCAAAGUUCUAACUUCCUACAAGAAAGGUUCACCGUUCAUCUAAACUUUUUGUACGCCUUAAUGAAAGUUUAAAAUUUUUUUGAGCAUCAUUUAAAAUAAUGGAAAACGAGAAGCUUGGUUUUACAUUCCCAAAUCAUGAUUUUUUUUAAGUUUUUCAAAUUUGAGACUUCCCUUUCGACGUCAAAAUCGUAGGUGCAAUUGAAACAGAACUUUUUUUUUUGAAACCCUUCAUUUUUGAUUGGAAACUGGUGUUUGAUGAAAGUUUUCAACUAUAAUUGAUAGGUUUCUUCUUCCUCUACCUUAAUCUUUUGUAGGAUUUCUCUUCUCAAGACCUUUCCGAAGACCUCUCGUCCCUGCUAAAUCUUCAUUCUUUCGCUCUGAAGAAUCUGCAAACAUUUCUUAUUUCUAUUUCUCGUCGAUUCUAGAUCUCAUUUCUCGUUUAUACAGAAGUUUACUUUAAGUUUCGAAAUGAACGAAGUGGCGAAUCCUUAUGCGCCAGAACUCAAUGGAUAUUUGCGGGAUUUACUCCAGCAAAUGGUAAAUAUAUCUACCGCGAGAAUUCUUAAAUUAUUUUCAAUCCGAAAAUUGGCUGAAGUUAUACUAGUAUCAGUUUUUAGAAAAUUCUUUGAAGAGUUUGUGAAAAAAAACUUGAAUUUUAACAGAAAAGAGAGGAAGAAUGUUCAAAAAUACAAUUUUUUGGGAAAAGUCGGAGCAAUAAGCUUUUUAAAAAUACAGAGAUUACGUGAAGAUGUUUGAACAAUUGGCGCCGUGGGCAUUUCUCAUUAACUCAUUGUUCAUUUUUAGCGCGUCCAAAUCAUGGACAACCCCUCGCCGACCUACGGCCUGGAGACGCCAAAUCCCAAAUUGCUCUUCACGCCUCUAGGUAUUUGGUCUUUCCUUCUGAAUGUCGUGUGCAGUGAAAUGUGGUUGCAAUCCUGUGUUUUUCAAGUUUUUAGCACCUUUUCUCAUUUGAACUUUUGAAAAAAUGUAAAUUUCGGAACCUCAUCGUCCUCAAGAUUUCAAAAAAGUUGAUUCAAAAUUAAAGGUCACCCCCCUUCCCCUUUUUAGUUUUUGCAUGAACUCACGUGUUGGUUUUGCACUUGCACCGACAUUCCCCGAGUAGCGGCCCAAGCCAACAUUACAGUUUCGGAUCUGCCGACGACCGCCGAACUCAUGCAACGAUGUCUGCACGUGAACCCGUUCGAGGCCAAGUUCCGCGAGGCCAACCAACGGAUCAACAACUCGAGCUCGUUGAAUGCGGCCGUCAGCAGCGCCAACAGCACCCUGGAGGCGAUGGAGGCCAACGGCCUGGUUCCCAUGGCCAGCGGCUGUCUUCCCACUAGCGCCACUAGUGAGUUAUUCAUGUUGGAAAACGAAAAAAAAGUAUGAAAAUACACAAUUUUCUCACUACUGCUACUAGGGAGUUGUUGGUGAGAAGAGGAGAUUUUUGAUUGGAAAAUAUCACCAAAUAUAAAAGAUGUUACAAGACGCUUGGGAUUUGAAUCUUAAUAAUAAAGCCCUAGAGAAACGUUCACGGAUCAUCAUGUUUCGAGUAGUAGUUUUCCCCUUUAUUGAGCGUAGAAAGUUCAUAAAAAGAUUAUCGAAAAGAAGUUGAUUCUUAAUUUGAAUAUAUAAGCUUAGACUUUCAAAAAAAAAUUAUCUAAUUUUUUGUCAUUUUUCCUUUCAAAAACUGGUUUUCGGAGACUCAAAUGGACUCUGUUUUAAGUGGAUCAACUCUUUCUUCACCAGAUAAUAUACUUCGAGACUUUCUCCAAAGUUAGAGUUUCAGUGACGGAUCUCCUCCUGAAGUUGCCACCGUCGACGUUACAACAAUCGCCCGGGAUUUUUUCCAAUAUUAGGCAAGAAAUAUUUCCCCAGUCAGAAAGUCAAGUUUCUCUUUUUAAGUAUAUUGGCAGCGACAAACGACCACGAAGGAAUCACUCAUGAAAACCUCAAAACGGCCGACAUUUCCAAGUUGCUGUCCGCAGUGAGUGCUGUCAGUAACGUUUGCUUUUUUACCUUCUUUUAUUUUGUUUUAACACGGGUUCUGGCCGAGAAAAUGACAUUUAUGGCGUUGAUAAAACCGCUUUCCAACCUUUUGUGUCGUACCUCCUCCGUUGCUGCGAACCCCGAGAAUGCAAAAUAGUGAGGAGUGGUGUAUCGAAAAAAAUUUCUCCAAAAAAAGAGUUCUCUACGUGGUUUUCCGCUGAAAAUUUUAAUUUAUCGCAUUCGUAAAGAAUAUAAAGUUCGGUUUUUUUUUUUGGAAAUGGUUCUUUUAGCUUUUUUUUUUCUCUCGUUGAAAAAAAAACGGGUAGAAUAUAUUUUUGAAUGCGGCGAAUCGCGAAUCGAAAGGGCAUUUCAAAUGCGACCGUUCGAAAAAUUUUUGUCUGAACUGAGUGGGAAGAGAUCCUUUUCAAGCGAUAAAAUUCAAGUUUUUGGUCUAUUUUCAAGCUAGAAAAAUAAAAAUAAGAGGAAGAGGUCCAAAAACGAUAACUUGGAUUCCUUUUUGCCCUAUUUUUUAUCGUGGGAAGAAAAAGAAAUGCAUUUAAAAAAAAGGGUGAAUGGCUUUCAUGCAACCCAAACCCGUGUUUUGUUCAUUCUCAACCUUUCCAACUUAGCAAUCAAUUUAAAGGCCGGCGAUUCCGCUGGACAGGCGCCAAGAACGGCCGACGUUCUAAAUGCUGUCCUCGACAUGCAUUCCGACCGGUUACACACCAUCAACUACAUCAACAAGUCAUUGGAUCUUCAAUAAUUGAGAUUUCAUCGACUUUUUUUCUUCAGACCGGACUUUUCGGCUCUUAUGAAUCCUUCUUCUUCGGCCCCGAACUCGGCGAGUAUACUGAGCAACGCGAUUUGUGCACCUUCUACCAGUGGCGGUAUCGAAAUGGAAAAGUUGAAUCAUAUCUCACUAUUCACAUUUUAGGAUUAUUAGCGCCACCGUCAAAAACAACGCCAGCUCAUUCGCCGAGAGACGGCGCCGAGUAAGUUCGUAGGAUCAAGGAAAAAUUAGGAAAUGGGAAGAAUAAAUAGUAAUUGAGGCUACCGGACCUUUCAGAGAACAGACUUGGUUGGUAACAAUUCUCUUAAAAGUAAAAAAAAAAUUAGAACUUCCGAGCCACAGCUUGAAAACGGUUUUGUAUUGUUUGGAAUUGAGCAAAAUCUCUUUGUAAAAUACUCGAGUCUUCAAAAAUUCAAAGAGAAGAAUCAAAUUCCUUGCUGAAGUUUUCAUCACCACAAGCAUGAAAACACGUUUCUCGGCGAUCAUCAGUCAUAAGAAAUCUAAGGAAAAAUGAAAACACGUUGCUCGGCGAUCAUCAGUCAUAAGAAAUCUAAGGAAAAAGUAUUUUUAAAAUGGCAAUAGUAGGAAACUGGGUGAUAUUCUCGGAGUUAUGAGCAAAAUGACAAGAGAUGCUCUGAAACGCUAACCAGCAAAAAAUUACAGGGCUCGAGGACAACACAACGGACAUUCGCUGCAUCACCCGCAAAGGUCGCCUGCCGGGUCCGACGUCUCCUCGGUGUCUCAGUCGAGUGUCGCCGCUGCUGCAGCUCAUCUGGCCUCCAUGAACCCCAACCUGCUCGAGCUCGCCGGCAUCCGAGGCAGCAACGCCAACUUCAGCGACUGGGAUCCUCGUGACGUCAAACCGCCGGUUUCUAAGCCGGUCAGAGCUUUUCCUUCAAGCAUUUUCGUGAGAAUUGCUCUGAAAUUUUUUAAAAGUCGCUGUAAAACUUGCUGUGAAACAACAAGUUCGCUAGAAAUCCAAAAUAGUAAAAAUUUAACAUCAAUCAAUCAGUUUUCCCCUGUUAUAUUAUUGAAGCAGGAUAAAUCGAAAAAAUUUUCGAAUAUUCCUAUCGUAUGUCGCUUUAUUAGGAAAACAAACUGCCGAACUAGGUUGGUCUUUUUUUUUACCAAGAAAGAGGGGAAUCAAACAGGCCAUCAUUGGUUUCUUAUCAUUUUUAGUGGACAAACGAGACUUUGAUCUUUUUAAGUUUUUUUUUUCUCUUUUUAAAUUCACCUACUUGACGAAUAAGGGAUAUUCUAUUUUUUUUCCAAAAUUUAUCUAUUAAUCGGGCCUCAUUUUUUCAGAGUGAACUUGGUUACUUUGGCGAAGUCGGGAUGAAUGGCGGCUCUUUGAUGCAGCUCGACGACUUCAAGCCCGACCGCAACCGACAAUGGUAAUUUAGAGGAAAAAAGAAGACUUCUAGAGUCAAAUAGCCUUUUGAAGUGGAAAAUUCCAGUUAAUUAGCUUGGAAAUUGAAUAUUAGAUCAAAAAGCUGAAAAUUCAAGAAAUUUGUUGUUUUGAUCCAAGCCCUAAAAAAUUUUCUUUUAGAGCUUGAAGACCAUUUUUCAUACUUCACGAAAAUGUCGUCUGAUCAAUUGAUGUUCAAGUAUAGCUAUUUCUUGAAAUUUAAACCUGAAACCGUGAAAUCGUAGAAAUGAUCCCUCGAAUUCGCAACUUUUUGCAGCGUUGGCUCAAGCGGAUCCGAACGGGAGAUGACCCCAACGACGAGCAACGGACCGACGCCUACUCCAGGACGCGGACGGGGUCGUGGUCGGUCGACCACCGCCGAUAUGCCGCCCGAUGAGCGAAGGUCCGCCGCAAUUCCUUCCAUGUCCUCUUUUUGUGUUCUAUGUAGUUUGUUCGCCGCUUUUUUGUACCUAUAUUAUCUUUUUUUCGAAUUUUUAACAAUCUCCAUUUUUUUGAGACAAAAAAACCGCUUGAAAAAAAGAUACUAUUUGUUUGAAAAAUCUAAUUUGCGGUUCAAAUUAUCGGUGAACAGAGUUUAGUCGUUGUGAUGGUUCAAAACUUCUUCAUUCUUUCUCAAAUUUUUGAAUUUCUUUAUAUUUUAUAGUUAUACAAAAAAAUUAACUGUAAAAAAAGCACUAGAAAAAAACUACCCUUUGGCUUAGAACUUUUUGAGCAUUGGCGCGCUAUUGAUAAAUCUUGAACUUUUUAACUUUCAAGUUUUUCAAAGUUUAACCUAGUUAAUGAAAUUUUGCAGUUCAUCAAUUUUUUGAAUCUGAUUUUCCAUUGAAAUUAAGUUAUUUUGACAUUAAGAAAGUAUUCUUGAAAACUUUCCAUCAGUUCAAUCCUUCUUCAAAAAAUUAUUUUUUCCUUUUCCUCGUACCCCCACUAUCUCUGUGUUUGUUGAUUGCUUGUGCGACGACUUUGAGUUUGAUCAACCCGAACUUAUAGUAGUGCACAAUGCAGGAUGACGAUUCUGGAGCGGAACAAGGCCGCCGCGGUUCGGUACCGCAAGCGCAAGAAGGAGGAGCACGACGACAUGAUCGGUCGUGUGCAGGGCCUCGAACAGGACAAAGCCACCCUAGCCGUCAGUUUUUUUAAAGAUUGUUACGGAAAACAUUAAAAUGAAAAGGGAGAAAAGUAGAUUUCAAGUUUGUGUGAUUUUAUUGAUACUCCUCCUUAUACGUCAGUCGCAAAGAGGAAACUUUUUUUGAAAUGAAUUUUUUGAUUUGAGAACCUUUUUAUCUCGAAAAUUCAGUCGUUCUCCUGUGAGAAAAUUUGUUUUAAAAUAAUUCUAGUUAACUUGAUUAUUUUUUUUCAAUCCAAGACAUUUUUCAGACGCAAAACCAAGUGCUGCGACGAGAACUCGAACGAGUGACGGCGCUGUUGCAAGAAAGAGAACAACGGUGCGUCUGUCUGAAAGGAAUGCCUCUCAGCGACGACAACAGCUCGCCGGUAGUUUUUUUUUCCGUUUUUGAAAAGAUUUAAAGGUCUUAUAUGUGGUAUUUGAGUUCUCUGGAGCUGAAAUAAGGCUCUGAAACAAAGAAAUAUGCUCUCUAUGCUAUGGUAAAAGUAGAAAAAUUAAUUUUUGAAUUUUCGUCCGAAAAAAAUUCUUUGCUUUUAGAUUUUUCCAAACUGAUAAAAUUUUCUUUAAAUCUGUUUUGUGAAAUCUAACUUUUCAAAAUUUCAGCUGGACAUUCUGAAUCCUCACCGCGGGAUGUACAUGCAGGACACGCAGCAGCUGAUGAUCAACGGCCUCGGUCUCCACAAUGGAAUGCAAAUGAAGAGGCCCAAAAUGUAA
Messenger RNA from Caenorhabditis auriculariae, 8255 nucleotides. NCBI's taxonomy places the organism in Eukaryota, Metazoa, Nematoda, Chromadorea, Rhabditida, Rhabditidae. The record is from the annotation of a GenBank genome assembly.